AUGGCGUAUCGAACGGCAACUCAUGCUUCUACGCAUUUUACUCCCGCGCGACUAAUGAUUGGACGAGAAAUUAGAACCCCAAUUGAUUUAGUUUAUGAACGACCCGAUCCGGAAGUUGUUGAGAGUUACUCUACCUACGUUCGAGAACUGCAAGAAAAUUUGCAAGUAACACAUGAGUUCGCGCGAAAGUAUAUUGAACAAAGCUUUGAGUCGAUGAGAAAACGUUAUGACGUGGACAGUUCGGCAUGUAUAUUUAACGAAGGUGAUCAAGUUUGGUUGUAUAAUCCCCGCAAGAAGAAAGGAAGAAGCGUUUGCGACCUUGGGAAGGACCGUAUGUUGUCAUUAAACGGUUGA
This is a messenger RNA of Paramuricea clavata, 354 nucleotides long. The record is from the annotation of a GenBank genome assembly. Lineage: Eukaryota; Metazoa; Cnidaria; Anthozoa; Malacalcyonacea; Plexauridae.